AUGGGUAGCUCAGUUGUGGUUGUUAAUGGGAGGCUUUGUAAAAACCCAAAUGACGUCACAAUAAAUGAUUUCUUGUAUAAAAGGUUUAACGUACCUGGAGACACAAACAACGCCCAGGGAGCAAAUGCAACACUAGUCGACAUAAACCAAUUUCCCGGUGUCAACACACAAGGGGUGGCCAUGGUUUGGGUAGACUUUGCACCCUAUGGCCUAAAUACCCCUCACUUGCAUCCUCGUGGCUCGGAGAUUUUUGCCGUGGUGGAGGGAACUAUGUAUGCUGGCUUUGUGACCUCCAGUUACAAGCUAUAUGACACGAUACUUAAGAAGGGUGAUGUUAUUGUGUUCCCUCAAAGUCUAAUCCAUUUCCAAUUAAAUCUUGGUAAGACAGACGCUUUGGCUUAUGCCUCAUUUGGGAGCCAAAAUCCAGGGCGAGUCAAUGUCGCUGAUAGUGUGUUUGCGACUACCCCACAUAUUCUAGACAAUGUUCUUACCAAGGGGUUUCAGGUGGACGAGAUGGUGAUUGAGCAACUUCGCUCCCAAUUCUCCGCAGAAAACAUAUCAGUCAACACCGGGAGAUCGAUCUUAAAACUGUUAUCUCAAACUUAAUUUCUGAUUCUACAUACUUUAGCUAAUAAUGAACGAAUAUAUGGUCAGGAACCAAAAUAGUGCUACGUACUAGUGUAUUUUAUUUGCGAUCCAUAUUUCUAUAUGAAUUAUGUAUUUUAGUA
Messenger RNA from Spinacia oleracea (spinach), 728 nucleotides. RefSeq names its product germin-like protein subfamily 1 member 16. Gene Ontology annotation, molecular function: manganese ion binding. The record is from RefSeq and is a predicted model, not a curated record. The coding region runs from base 1 to 606 and encodes 201 amino acids. Lineage: Eukaryota; Viridiplantae; Streptophyta; Magnoliopsida; Caryophyllales; Amaranthaceae. The transcript is spliced from 2 exons.